Helianthus annuus (common sunflower) is the source of this 1691-nucleotide messenger RNA. Its product is annotated as eukaryotic peptide chain release factor subunit 1-3. The record is from RefSeq and is a predicted model, not a curated record. Lineage: Eukaryota; Viridiplantae; Streptophyta; Magnoliopsida; Asterales; Asteraceae. The coding region runs from base 26 to 1366 and encodes 446 amino acids. The transcript is spliced from 3 exons. Gene Ontology annotation, molecular function: sequence-specific mRNA binding; translation release factor activity, codon specific. Gene Ontology annotation, biological process: cytoplasmic translational termination. Gene Ontology annotation, cellular component: translation release factor complex; cytosol.
UGCUGCUUAUACAACAUACUCUACAAUGGUGGAUCCUCAAGCUAAAGACGAAAACAUCGAAAUAUGGAAAACCAAGAAGCUUAUUAAGUCAUUAGAAGCUGCUCGUGGCAACGGUACGAGCAUGAUUUCUCUCAUUAUGCCACCGCGUGAUCAAAUAUCUCGGGUUACAAAAAUGCUUGGCGACGAAUUUGGAACCGCUUCAAACAUUAAAAGCCGAGUGAACCGUCAAUCUGUUCUUGGUGCAAUCACAUCGGCCCUACAACGCCUCAAGCUUUACAACAAAGUUCCUCCAAACGGGCUCGUGCUUUACACUGGGACCAUUGUAACUGAAGAAGGCAAGGAGAAAAAGGUCACCAUUGAUUUUGAGCCUUUUCGGCCCAUUAAUGCGUCGUUAUAUUUAUGUGAUAACAAGUUUCACACAGAGGCUUUGAGUGAGUUGUUGGAAUCUGGUGAUAAAUUCGGUUUCAUAGUUAUGGAUGGGAGUGGGACGCUGUUUGGGACGUUGAGUGGUAAUAGUCGAGAAGUUCUUCACAAAUUCGACGUUGAUCUCCCAAAGAAACAUGGAAGAGGGGGGCAAUCGGCUUUGAGAUUUGGUCGUUUGCGAAUGGAAAAAAGGCAUAACUAUUUGAGAAAGACUGCUGAGCUAGCUAAACAGUUGUAUAUCAAUCCGGUAACCAACCAGCCCAAUGUUUCAGGACUCAUACUUGCAGGGUGUGCUGACUUCAAGACUGAGCUUAGUCAAUCCAAUAUGUUUGACCCGCGUCUCCGUGGAAACAUCUUGAAUGUUGUUGAUGUUUCUUACGGGGGCGAAAGCGGGUUUAAUGAAGCAAUAAAAUUAUCUGCUGAAAUUCUUGGUGAUAAUAAGUUUACACAAGAGAAGCGCUUGAUAGGCAGCUACUUCGAAGAAAUCAGUCAAGAAACCGGGAAAUCUGUUUAUGGUGUGGACGACACAUUAAAGGCGUUAGAAAUGGGCGCGGUUGAUACACUCAUAGUUUGGGAAAAUCUUGAUAUUACGCGAUACACUUUAAAAAAUAUCGCGACAGGUGAAGUGGUUAUAAAGCAUUUAAACAAGGAACAAGAGGGUGAUCAGAAAAACUUUCGGGAUUCAAAUACAAAUGUCGUGUUAGAAGUUCAGGAAAAAACGUCGUUGCUUGAGUGGUUUGCUGACGAAUAUAGGAAUUUUGGUUGCACGCUUGAGUUUGUUACUAAUAAAUCAACCGAGGGGUCUCAGUUUUGCCGAGGUUUUGGUGGAAUAGGUGGGAUUCUUCGUUAUAAGUUGGAUAUCCGACUGUUUGAUGAGGCGUCGGAUGAUGAGGUGGCGGAUGAUGAGCUGGUUGAUGAUGAGUUGUUUGAAGAUUCUGAAUAGCAACCAGUAAUCCGCUGCACGCCGGUGCAGGCGAGUGAGGAAAAAGACCUGCACCGGGCGCGAGUUAUCCAAGAUGAUGCUGCUCCUGUAUUUUUCUAAGUUUGAAGAACUCUUUUUGAGCUAUUGGAGAAAAGAUCUAAACAUAAGAGGUGGCGAUCGUUUGUCUUUAUGUGAUGCGGAGCCUAGGUGGACUUGUUUUAGCUUUGUUACAAGUUUUUUGAAGAAGUUUCAACUUUUACUUGCUUUUGUUUAAUAUUGUUUUGCAGACGGUUAAGGUUAAUAUGUUUUGCGCAUAUUAAUAGACUUGAGUAGUUUCUAAGUUGAU